Gadus macrocephalus (Pacific cod) is the source of this 2057-nucleotide messenger RNA. It is a transcript of the gene dnajc2, whose product is annotated as DnaJ (Hsp40) homolog, subfamily C, member 2. Bases 147 to 1979 code for a protein of 610 amino acids. The record is from RefSeq and is a predicted model, not a curated record. Lineage: Eukaryota; Metazoa; Chordata; Actinopteri; Gadiformes; Gadidae. Gene Ontology annotation, cellular component: cytosol. Gene Ontology annotation, biological process: 'de novo' cotranslational protein folding; regulation of translational fidelity. Gene Ontology annotation, molecular function: Hsp70 protein binding; ribosome binding. The transcript has 16 exons.
GGCGGAAGUAUUUCGGUGUUGCACCCCCGUCUCACCCAGCUCCAAGGCCCAUGUGCUGCUUACUGAGCGGCCAAACACCAGCACGUUAGACCUCUUUAAACCAACCCGUCGAUCACCUCCAUGCGUGUUUAGCCACAGCUAAGAAGAUGUUGUUGGAGGCCAAAGCAGCGGACGCGACUGUCGUCUAUGACGCCGUCACCGCGGCGGUACAGAUCCAGGUGGAGCCGGUGGGCCGGUGGUUCGAGGCGUUUGUCAGGCGGAGGAACCGGAACGUGUCGGCCUCCUUCCAGGAGCUGGAGGACGAGGAGGAGGAGUCUGAGGAGGACGAGGAUGAGGACCUGCAGCUGGUGGAGCACCCUCUGCUGAGGAGCCUGGACCCCAAGGACUGGAAGAAUCAGGAUCACUAUCAAGUUCUGGGAAUCGGCCACAUGAGGUACAAGGCCACCCAGAAGCAGAUCAAAACUGCCCAUAAAGCCAUAGUGCUGAAGCAUCAUCCGGACAAGAGAAAAGCUGCUGGGGAACAGAUUGUAGAAGGAGAUAAUGACUACUUCACCUGUAUAACUAAAGCCAUCGAGGUGCUGUCGGACCCGGUCCGGAGGCGGGCCUUCGACAGCGUGGACCCGACCUUCGACAACGCGGUCCCUCAGAAGGGCGAAAUAGCCAAGAACUUCUUCACGGCCUUCGCUCCGGUGUUCGACCGCAACGCCCGCUGGUCCUCCAGGAAACACGUCCCCAAGCUGGGCACCGCCGAGUCGACGUUCGAGGAAGUGGAUAACUUCUAUUCCUUCUGGUACAACCUCGAUUCAUGGCGAGAAUUCUCCUAUCUGGACGAGGAGGAGAAAGAGAAGGCAGAAUGUCGUGACGAGCGCCGCUGGAUCGACAAGCAGAACCGAGCGUCACGGACCCAGAGGAAGAAGGAGGAGAUGGUUCGCAUGAGGAACCUCGUGGACACGGCGUACAGCUGUGACCCGAGGAUCAAGAGGUUCAAGGAGGAGGAGAAAUCCAGGAAGGACUCUGAGAAGAAGGCGAAGGCGGACGCCAAGAAGAAAGAGCAGGAGGACAAGGACCGCGCUCGGCAGGCAGAGUUGGACGCGGCGCGCCUCCUGAAGGAGAAGGAGGACGAAGAGGCCAAGCAGGUGGCCCAGCUAGCCAAGAAGGAGAAGGAGAUACAGAAGAAGGCCAUCAAAAAGGAGCGGGGCAAACUCAGGACCGCCUGUAAGAACUGGAAUUACUUUACAGAGAACGAAUCAGACAACGUAAAAAUGAUGCAGGAAGUGGAAAAGCUUUGUGAUCGCCUGGAGUUGAUCAGUCUACAGACUCUGAAUGAGGUUCUGUCGACCAGCUCUCAGGAGGAAAGCAAGGUGGCUGUGGAGAAGCAGGUGCAGGAGGUGAACGCCCAGAUGCAGCGGGAGCGGGAGGCGGAGGUGCAGGCGCAGCAGGUGGUGCGCGGGGCGGAUCAGGCCUCCAGAGGGGUGAGCUCCGCGGGGGGCAAGGGCUGGAACGAGGAGGACCUCCCGCUGCUCAUCAAGGCUGUGAACCUGUUCCCCGCCGGGACCAACGCCAGGUGGGAGGUGAUCGCCAACUACAUGAACCUUCACUCCACCACGGGCAUCAAGAGGACGGCCAAGGACGUCAUCAACAAGGCCAAGAACCUGCAGCGCCUCGAUCCGGGGCAGAAAGACGUGAUCAACAAGAAUGCCUUUGAGAAGUUCAGGAAGGAGCACUCGGCCGUGCCGGUUACCGUGGACAACGCCGCGCCCUCGGAGAGGUUUGAAGGGACUGGAGACGCGGUGGCCUGGACCACUGAUGAGCAGAAGCUCCUGGAGCAGGCCCUGAAGACCUUCCCCGUCACCACGGCCGAGCGCUGGGACCGGAUCUCCUCCGCCGUGCCGGGCCGCUCCAAGAAGGACUGCAUGAAGAGAUACAAGGAGCUGGUGGAGAUGGUGAAGGCCAAGAAAGCCGCCCAAGUCAAGAAGUAGAGCAGGAGAACGGCUCAGGACACGUUUAUUUUAACAUUAUUCUGUUAUUUUAUAAUAAAAUUCAAAGCAGGAAAACGA